Camellia sinensis is the source of this 1414-nucleotide messenger RNA. Lineage: Eukaryota; Viridiplantae; Streptophyta; Magnoliopsida; Ericales; Theaceae. The record is from RefSeq and is a predicted model, not a curated record.
GAAAAAAACAGAAACUGAGAGAGAGAGAGGGAGAGAGAGAGAUGGAGAUGAUAACCGCCGUGAAAUCUGAAGUGAACCCAGUGAGGCGUCGUGGCGUGCGUAAUGCAGAAGGUGGGGAUAAUAGUCCCAUGGCCAAGGGUGGCAAGAGACGGAGAAGAGAGCCCGCUCCAGUCGCAGAUGGUUGUGCUGAUCAAGGAGAACAACCGCAGACAGAAACGCUGCAGGUUGAUCCGUCCAGUACUACUACUACUACCACUACUGUCAAGAGAAGUUCAAGAUUUCGCGGAGUUAGCCGGCAUCGAUGGACCGGGAGAUUUGAAGCUCAUCUAUGGGAUAAAGGAUCUUGGAAUGCAACACAGAGGAAGAAGGGGAAACAAGUUUAUCUUGGGGCUUUUGAUGAAGAAGAAUCUGCAGCAAGAGCAUAUGAUUUAGCUGCAAUCAAAUAUUGGGGUCCUACAACUUUUACAAAUUUCCCGGUGCCUGAGUAUGAGAAAGAGAUUGAGAUAAUGCAGAAUUUAACAAAAGAGGAGUACUUGGCGUCGUUGAGAAGAAGAAGCAGUGGUUUCUCAAGAGGUGUAUCCAAGUACAGAGGAGUCGCGAGGCACCAUCACAAUGGUAGAUGGGAAGCUAGGAUUGGGAGGGUGUUUGGAAACAAAUAUCUCUACCUUGGCACUUACAGUACCCAAGAGGAGGCUGCACAUGCUUAUGACAUUGCAGCAAUCGAAUACAGAGGGAUAAACGCAGUGACCAACUUCGACUUAAGCACAUACAUUAGGUGGCUAAGGCCUGGAGGCAACUCAGUUGCCCUUCAGGAACCAGUACAAAAGUUGGAGCCUCCGCUUGCCAACUCCUCGACUAAUUUCAUGUCGAGUCAGGAACCACCCGAGUUCACCUUCCGCUCCAGCCCUUACAAAUUGGGAGACACAGGCAACAACAUGCCCCGAAAACAGGAACUUUUGGAGACAAAGAUGCCCAUUAGUCCUUGCAACACGUCGGCUUCCCCAACUGCACUCGGACUCCUCCUCAGGUCUUCCAUGUUUAGAGAACUGGUGGAGAAGAACUCGAAUGUCAUUGCUGACGAUGACACUGACAACCAGAAUAAGGCGAAGAAAGAGCCAGGGAUAGGCGGCAGUGACGACUUGAGAGGGAUGUUUUACAGCAAUAUUGGCAGUAAUCCAUAUGGAUGCUCUACUAGGAGUGAAACAUUGCAGACUCAGGAGGCGGAGAACACAUUGCCAUUGUAUAACAACAAUAAAACAGGGCAGUCCCUGUGGAAUGUUGCCUUUAAUUUGCCUUCUAACUAGUGAUUGUAAUUGCUUCAAAAAGUUGAUAUGAUUGGUACAGAAAUCUGACUAAAAGUUUGUAGAUGUGAACUAACCUGCCUUGAAGUGGACCUGGUCUGAAAUAAACUGGU